UUCUACUGACAUGUCGGGGACUGGAACUGGAAACAAUAAUGAAAAACGCGCUGGUCAUUGGGGGCCACGUCAGCCCCCAAAUCUUGAUCCUAAUCAUGAGUGGGCUGCACUUCGUCGUCGUUACGAAUGGAAGGACUCUUACGAUGAAGAUGUUGCCCCAAAAGAUGAACAGUUGGAAGCGGAACUUUUUGGAGAAGAUAAUCACGUACACACUGGUAUUAACUUCGCGAAAUAUGAUAGCAUAAAAGUGGUUGUUAAAGGCAAAGAUAUAAAGCCCAUAUCCACGUUUGAUGAAGCAAAUCUUCACUCAGCUAUGAAAGAAAACGUCCGAUUGGCACGAUACAAAGUUCCUACACCAGUUCAGACAGCGGCUUUCCUUAUUCCAAUAUUAUCUAAGCUGUUUGGAAAAGCCAAAAAGCUUGCGGCUCCCCGACCGCCACCUGGCACACGUCGGUAUAAAGCAGAACCAUUGGUUCUAAUCCUUGCACCAACACGUGAGCUGGCAACCCAAAUUUUUGAUGAGUGCCGUCGAUUUACCUAUAGGAGUAUGAUGAGGCCAUGUGUGGUCUAUGGAGGUGCUGAAACUGCCCCGCAAAAGAAUGAAUUGGCAAAAGGUUGUGACGUGUUGACAGCUACUCCAGGUCGUUUGGUUGAUUUCUUAGAGAGGGGUCUCAUUAGUCUUCGCAGAGUCAAAUUUUUAGUUCUUGAUGAGGCUGACCGAAUGUUAGAUAUGGGAUUCGAAUCAAAAAUUAGAGACAUUGUUCAAAAGUCAGAUAUAUUGGAUGAUGGUACACGACAGACACUGAUGUUUUCGGCCACAUUUCCAAAGCAAAUCCGCAAUCUUGCUCGAGAUUUUCUAGCGAAUAAUUACAUAUUUCUUACUGUUGGUCGCGUUGGUGGGACUACGAGUGACAUAACUCAAAAGAUUAUGUACGUAGAAGAUCAUAAAAAACGGGAUCAACUAGUUGCACUUUUAUUGAAACAACCUCCUUCGCGCACUUUGAUUUUCGUUGAAACUAAACGUGGUGCAGAUUCGCUUGAUGAUUUCUUGUAUAGUCAGAAUUUCCCAACCACAAGUAUUCACGGCGAUCGUACGCAACAAGAGCGUGAAGAUGCGUUACUAUCUUUCAAGAAUGGCCGAUGCCCCAUUUUAAUUGCUACAGCUGUUGCCGCUCGUGGACUUGAUAUCAAAAAUGUGAUGCACGUAAUCAAUUAUGAUCUUUGUGAAGAUAUUGAUGAAUAUGUUCAUCGUAUUGGAAGAACUGCUCGCGUUGGUAAUCAAGGGUUAGCUACUACUUUUUACAAUGAUAAUAAUUCAGGUAUUGCUAGAGACUUGGUAAAAAUUUUGAUCGAGUGUAAGCAAGAAGUUCCCGAUUUCUUACAAGAAUAUGUGGGCUCAAUUGAUCUUCGGUUUGAAGAUGAUGAGGACGAAUCAGGAAAUAAUUUGUCAAAUAGUGACUUUGCACAAAAAAGUAGCGGAUAUUCCUCGCGGGACAAUAACCAGAAGUCCUGGGAUAAUAGCAAUCAGAAACAAUGGGAUAAUAAUGAUCAGAAACGAUGGGAUAACAACAAUCAAGGACAAUGGAAUAACAAUGACCAGAAGUCUUGGGACAAUAAUAACCAGAAAUCUUGGGAUAACAAUAGUCAGCAACCUUGGGGCAGCCAGAAGCAAGACUCAAACUGGGAUGUGAAUCAAACCCAAUAUUCAAGGCCGCAAUCUCAAACGACCUCAUCAACGGUUGCUAGUACUGAUAACUGGUCAAAUACGUCCACUGUUCAGUCUACAUAUCAGCAACAUCCAUCUAACCCACCUUAUACACAACCUCAACAAUCUCAAUAUGCAACAUCUACAUAUAAUAUGCAGCCAUCUUCACAGCCUCCGUAUGUUGGAGCACAACCUGUAGUUAAUCUUCCGAAGAACAGUCAAUUUAAUCAGCCCACGCAACCCCAAUUUGGAUACGAUUCACAGCCCUCACAGCAGAAAAACCUUGGUGCUAACUAUAAUAAUUCUUCAUCUAACGGAUUUGAACAAAAUGAUUACUAUAAUAAUAAUAGUAAUACUUCAUUCGGCAACAAUGCAAACAGAUUUGGUGAUCCUAACAAUAAUACUAGUAAUGAUAAUUCACCAUCUCGUCCUCGUUCAAAAUCACCAAAACAGCAAAGAAAUCAACAACGAACUCGUAAUAAUGGAAAUUGGCAGCCAGAUGAUAACACUGGAAGUCGUAAUACAAAUCCAAUUAGUUCAGAAGGUUGGGGUAAUAAUAAUGAUGCCACUCAGAAUGCACCAAAAGAAUGGAAUCCAAAUAACGUUCCUUGGAAAUAA
Messenger RNA from Dentiscutata erythropus, 2323 nucleotides. NCBI's taxonomy places the organism in Eukaryota, Fungi, Glomeromycota, Glomeromycetes, Diversisporales, Gigasporaceae. The record is from the annotation of a GenBank genome assembly.